This is a messenger RNA of Trypanosoma theileri, 951 nucleotides long. RefSeq lists its product as uncharacterized. The transcript has a single exon. Bases 1 to 951 code for a protein of 316 amino acids. The record is from RefSeq and is a predicted model, not a curated record. Lineage: Eukaryota; Euglenozoa; Kinetoplastea; Trypanosomatida; Trypanosomatidae.
AUGAUGAUAAAGUGUUACGCACUUUCUCUUUUGGUUCUCGCACUUUGUUGUGUCUGUGGAUGUGUGGUAGCUGACAGUGAUGCUCUGGAACGUACAGCUAAUGAUCUUGGUCCUGGGACUCACGAUAGCACUUUGAAGGAUAAUUUGGAUACUCGUGAUAGAGAAGUGGAAGAUAGUGGAACGGAAUGUCAAACAGAUAAUGAGGAGGAAAAUAAGGGAACAAAUUGCAAACCAAAUACCUCGCAGGAAUUGACUCUAGGAGCUGGACAACUAAAAGAAACAAGACCUGAAGGUGAUAUACUUUCACAACCACAAACGAGUCUCGGUCCUUCUCCUAGUGCUCCUGGUACUCUUGGGGUUCCUGCCCCUGACGCUCCUCCUUUAACUCCUGCUGCUCCUAAAGAUCCUGCUGCUGUUGGUGCUGCUAACCCUUCAUUGGCAGGUCCUCCUGCAGUAGAUGGUGUAAAAGCGGCAGAAGAGAGUGAAGCUGUGACUGAAAAGAAUACGGAUACUAAGAAACCAGCACAAGGUGAAAGGACAGCAAACAUGGACAGUCUUCAAAGUGAAGGUGAAGAGAACAAUGGGGGAGCAGCAGGACCACAGGGAAAUCAAAAUGGAUCACAACCCAUUUCUUCUACUGGACCCAGUACAGGUAAUACAGACACUCCAGAAAAAAGCGGGAGUCAAGAACAGACAACUGACACAAAUGAUUCUCAACCAAACAAUGAUACCGUUGAAACCAAUACUUCAGCAAGCACAACCAAUGACAAUUCCAGUACACCCAAUAAUAAUGAGGAAUCAACCACCACCACUACAACAACACUUCCUCCUUUGCCUGCAAACAACAAGAAGAAGGGUGAUGCAGACAGCAGCAGCAGUAUCAGCAGUUCUGUGUGGGUGCGUGUACCACUACUGAUUGUGUUUACACUGGCCUGUAUUCUUGUGUGCUGA